GUGUUUGGCGGAUUCUCGGUUCCCCCAACGGUUCCUUGUUUUCUUUUCGACAGCUUCGACUUACUUCUUUCCCACGCCAUUCCACGAGUCAUGAUUUUUCCUUAGUCUACGAUUUCCUUAUCCUUUGUCUUCUAUUGUGUCAGUGAAAACCCCAUAAAAUCCUCCAAAAUGCCGCCCGCCCUGGACACCAAAUCCCAGGACUUUGACGCCAAGUCCAUCCUCUCCAUGCAGGAGCUGGACCCGUCGCCAGUCGACGAUUCACCCUCAACACCAGACUUCGACUCCCUCGAGAAUGGCGAAUACUUUCCCCAACCCAUCGAAGACAAGCCCUCGCGCACUUGCGGCUUUCCGGCACCGAAAUUGGGACUGCGCGCGCACCGUUGGGAUGCAUUGUUAUCCGGCAUCCAGAAAUACUCUACAUACCCACCAACAGCCUUCUUUAUCCUGCAUUUCGCCAAUACCUCACUUAUCCCGCUGAUCACCCGCUCCGUCCCCGCCAGUGAACCCUACCUCUUGCUCACGCGACCAGUCUACCAAGCCCCCGGCCUGGAACACCUCGUCCUGACCGUCCCCAUCCUCGCACAUAUCGCUUCCGGCAUCGCGCUGCGCAAUAUCCGAAGCUCGCGCCGUGCCCGCCUCUACGGCGCAGAGACACGUGCCCAGCGCCAUAUGCUCUCCUUCUGGCCCAAAGUCUCAGUUCAAGCCAAAACCGGGUAUCUGGUAGCACCGCUGAUUGGUCUGCAUGCCGUCGUGAAUCGCGUGACGCCGUAUAUGGUCGAGGGCGGUAGUUCUGGCGUGGGAUUGGGGUAUGUCGCGCAUGGUAUUGCGCGGAGCCCCGUGUUCUGGAAUAUCUUCUACCUGGUCUUUGUCACGGCUAGCGUGUGGCAUAUAAUUGGUGGGUGGGCUACUUGGAUGGGAUGGAGAGUGACUACUGCGCGGAAAGAGCGGAGUUCGAAGGGUUCGUUGGAAGGGUAUCUGGGCUAUCCCGAGAACCAAGACCGUGUCAAGCGUCAGCGCAAGAUGUGGUGGGUUGUCAAUGGGGUUGCGGCUGUCGGUGCUGCUCUCUGGUUGGCGGGUGCUUUGGGGAUUGUUGGACGCGGUGGGGAAGGGUCUGGAUGGGAGGCUCAGGGGUGGAAUGAGAUGUAUAGCCAUGUACCGGUCCUUGGAGACUGGUUGUAAUGGGCCUGAUGGGGGGUUGGUGGUGAUGACAGAUGACGGAUGAUGCAUAUAUUGUAAUGCUAGCUGUAAACUAGACUUAAUCCUUAAUUCAUAUUAUGAAGUCACGGAGACGCAACCAGCAA
Molecule: messenger RNA, 1301 nt
Organism: Penicillium brasilianum
Lineage: Eukaryota; Fungi; Ascomycota; Eurotiomycetes; Eurotiales; Aspergillaceae
Source: the annotation of a GenBank genome assembly